AUGGCUGUUGCAUCUACAUUUAUCCACAACAACCUUGAACUUAUGAACCGUAAUACCGCCACUUCGGUCAAUCCAACCAACAAGUUGGUUAACAUGCAUAUUACUGCACACGGUAGUGAUUGGUUAUGGGCUGCAUUCUCGGUGUUUCUUUUGUUAACCAUCAUUCACUUGCUUCUUUUCUUGUACGGUCUUCUCAAAAGACCAGGUCUUAAAAACUCAUUGUUGGUACUUCCAUUAUUUACCAAUGCUGUUUUUUCCGUGGGUUAUUUUACUUACGCAUCAAACUUGGGUUAUGCAUGGCAAGCAGUUGAAUUCCAUCAUGCUGGUACUGGGUUGAGACAAAUCUUCUACGCCAAGUUCAUUGCUUGGUUUGUUGGUUGGCCUGCUGUUUUGGCUCUUUACGAGAUUGUUACUAGCACUGUUCUUGACAGAAUUGAAGAAAAUCCAAACAUUUUCAAAAAAUUCUUUUUGAUUUUCCAAACUUGGUUAGUUAAAUUUAUUUUUGUUGAGAUCUACGUGUUAGGUUUGUUAAUUGGUUCCAUUAUCUUCUCUACUUAUAAGUUUGGUUACUUUACUUUUGCUGUCUUUUUCCAAUUGUUGCUUAUGGUAUGGGUAGGAAGAGAUCUUCAUAAAUCUUUCAGAUCACCAUCCCAUUCUAACAUUGCUAACUUCUUCCUUAUUUUCUACUAUCUUGUUUGGAUUUUGUAUCCAGUUGCUUGGGGUUUGAGUGAAGGUGGUAACGUUAUUCAACCAGAUUCUGAAGCUGUUUUCUACGGUAUUUUGGAUUUGAUCACUUUCGGUCUUAUGCCAACCAUUUUGAUCUUUUUCGCCAUGAAAGGUUGUGAUGAAGAAUUCUUCAGUAAACUUUGGCAAUAUCAUGUUAAGGCUGAAUCUGAAGCAAUUCAAGAAAAUGAAAAAAUCGUUGCUGAAACUCCUUCAACUGAAGCUGGUGUUGUUGACGCUGAAGUCGAAAAUGAAGCUCAUGUCUAG
Molecule: messenger RNA, 990 nt
Organism: Candida dubliniensis CD36
Lineage: Eukaryota; Fungi; Ascomycota; Pichiomycetes; Serinales; Debaryomycetaceae
Gene: HSP31
Product: Hsp31p
Exons: 1
Coding region: 1-990 (329 amino acids)
Cellular component (GO): plasma membrane; endoplasmic reticulum
Source: RefSeq, a predicted model, not a curated record